AUGAACCCUUACCAGCAGCAGCCCAUCCCUUACAGCAAUUUCGGCACCACUGGCGGUCACGUAGCCUCCUACAAUACCGGAAGACACGCCCAAGCUAACCCAGGAACGCAAAGCUUCAGCGGCUAUGGCAAUGGCGUUGCCUACGCCCAGCCCAUCCCUCAUGCCUCCCAGGCCGCCUUGACCUCCCACUUUGCAGACAGCGCCCGCACCCAAGUCAACUACGCCCGUACCCACAACGGUCGUCCAGGCUCAUCCGCCGAACGUGAACAAUACCAAAACAUCCCCUCCAACAUCCAAAUGCCCGGUGCAGCAGCCACCUACGUCGCCCCCGGAACAGUCUACGGCGGGCCUGGGAACUCUGACCCGAGACAUGGAAAUGUCAUGUAUGCUUCUACCUCGCUGAAGGGCAACCCCCCAGGACCGACACGGAACAAUCACGCACGCGUGGCGCCUGCGUUGAACGGUGCUGUUCCGGCAAACCAUGACAAGAAAAAGAAGUGUGCCGAGCCGGCGGUGUUUAGCAACUAUGCAUAUGACCACAGGGGAACACAGGCGCAGAACAUGGGUGGGAGUGUCUAUCCGAUUACUACGAAUGGCAACACUUACUUGCCGCCUUGUGGGCAUGCCAACCCGAAUGUCAAGCCUGGUUGUAGGCAUUGUGUGGCUGCUAUUGGGGCCACUUCUCGGUCUUAA
This is a messenger RNA of Podospora pseudocomata, 693 nucleotides long. RefSeq lists its product as uncharacterized. The record is from RefSeq and is a predicted model, not a curated record. NCBI's taxonomy places the organism in Eukaryota, Fungi, Ascomycota, Sordariomycetes, Sordariales, Podosporaceae. Bases 1 to 693 code for a protein of 230 amino acids. The transcript has a single exon.